AGGUGUACAUGGUGCCGUCAGUGGUAAAGGAAGCAUCAGGUCUGUUCACCAUCACCAGCACCCUGAUGAUGCAGCCCCAGAAGGCUGACAAGGACAGCGUGUACCACUGCACCGUGGAGUACAGCAUGCCCAACGACAUGAUCAAACAGAUCGACUCUGACACCUUCUCCCUCACCCUCAACUAUCCCUCUGAGACAGCGACCUUUGUCCUGGUGAACACUGAGCCAAUCAGAGAGGGUGACGAGGUGAAGAUGAUGUGUGAGACAGACGGAAACCCUCAGCCUGAGAUUGAGUUCUUGAAGGAUGGGAUAAACAUUAAGGAAGGAGUUGCAGGGGGACUUUUGACUCUGAAGUCCGUCAAGCGUUCGGAUGCUGGGGUGUACAAGUGUACGGCCARCGACUUUGAUAACCUGGAUGCUGAUCUUAAUGGAGAAGUCACUCUCUCUGUCCACUGUAAACCUGAGAUUGAUGCAGCUGUUGAUGGAAUGGUGGAGAAGGAGGGAGACAUGGGACUCUGUCCUGCUCUGCUCACGGACACCCUGCCCCACAGUUCACCUGGACACCCCAGAAAGGAGUCGGUGUCGGUAGGUUAA
Molecule: messenger RNA, 593 nt
Organism: Salvelinus sp. IW2-2015
Lineage: Eukaryota; Metazoa; Chordata; Actinopteri; Salmoniformes; Salmonidae
Source: RefSeq, a predicted model, not a curated record